Molecule: messenger RNA, 3321 nt
Organism: Dichomitus squalens LYAD-421 SS1
Lineage: Eukaryota; Fungi; Basidiomycota; Agaricomycetes; Polyporales; Polyporaceae
Product: lanosterol synthase
Exons: 8
Coding region: 98-2278 (726 amino acids)
Biological process (GO): ergosterol biosynthetic process; triterpenoid biosynthetic process
Cellular component (GO): lipid droplet
Molecular function (GO): lanosterol synthase activity
Source: RefSeq, a predicted model, not a curated record
GACUUGGCCUACUGUUCGCUGACCCUCUGUCGCUGCCUCCAAAUCUGCUACCUUCGUCCCCGAGCGAUAGCCAACCCGUCUCCUAUACUACUAGCACAUGGCAGCGUUCGCCCCGCUUGACCUCCCCGCCUCAGGCAAGCUCCCCUUCACCGACUACUCCCGCUGGCGCCUCCGCAUCUCCCCCAACGGCGACCACACCUGGCACUACCUCCGCACCGACGACGACCUCGCCGCCUGGCCCCAGGCCACCUACGACAAGUACUGGCUCGGCCAGGACGUCGGCCUGCCCGCGCUCCCCAAGCCCACCAACGCCCUCGAGGCCGCGCGCAACGGCUACCGCUUCUUCCAGAAGCUCCAGUGCGAGGACGGACACUGGGCGGGCGAGUAUGGUGGGCCCAUGUUCUUGAUCCCCGGGCUGGUCAUCGGCAACUACGUGUGUGGGCAGGGCUUCGAGCUGGAGGAGCGGCUGGAGAUGAUCCGCUAUUUGUUCAACCAUGCGAACGAGGAUGGCGGUUGGGGCAUCCACAUCGAAGGCCCAAGUACGGUGUUCGGGACGGCCCUGAACUACUGCGCGGCUCGUAUCCUCGGCCUGAAGCCCGACCAUCCCGUCGCCGUGAAGGCGCGCGCAUGUCUGCACAAACUCGGCGGCGCGGUCGGCGCGCCGUCCUGGGGCAAGUUCUGGCUCUCGAUCCUGAACGUAUACGACUGGGAGGGUAACCACCCCAUCCCAUCUGAGCUCUGGCUGCUGCCGGAUUGGGUGCCCAUCCACCCGCACAGAUGGUGGAUCCACACGCGCAACGUCUACAUCCCCAUGGGCUACCUGUACGGCGUGCGCUUCAAGAUGGAAGAGACCGAGCUCGUCCUGGAUCUCCGCGAGGAACUCUACACGACGCCCUACCGCUCGAUCGACUGGCCCGCGCAGCGGAGCAACGUCGCCGCCAUCGACCUCUACACCCCGCACUCGACGCUGCUCGAGGGGCUUUACGGGCUCCUGGGCACGUACGAGGCGUGCGCGCUGGCGCCCGUGCGGCGCGCGGCGAUCGCGCGCUGCCACGAGCUCGUUGUGCUCGAGGACGAGAACACGGACUGCCAGGACCUCGGGCCGGUGAACAAGAUGAUGAACCAGAUCGUGCGCGUGCACGCGGAAGGGCGCGAUUCCGCCGCCGCACAAAGGCACUUCGCGCGCUGCCGCGACUUCAUGUGGAUAUGCGCGGAGGGCAUGAUGAUGUGCGGCACGAACGGCUCGCAGCUGUGGGACGCGGGUUUCGCGGGGCAGGCGCUCGUGGAGACGGGCUUGGGUCUCGAGGACGAGUUCAGGGCGAGCGUGCUGGGCGUGCUGGGGUGGCUGGACCGGUGCCAGAUCAGGGAGAACCCGAGGCACUGGCGGACGGCGUACAGGCACCAGACGAAGGGCGCGUGGCCGUUCAGCACGAAGACGCAGGGGUACACGGUGAGCGACUGUACGGGCGAGGGGCUCAAGGCGGUGCUGUACAUCCAGGAGCACGUCAAGGACGCGCCGAAGCUGGUCUCCGAGAGGAGGCUGUGCGACGCGGUGGACGUCAUGCUCAGCCUGCAGAACGCCGACGGCGGCUUCGCGAGCUACGAGGUCAUCCGCGCGCCGCUGUGGAUGGAGUACCUCAACCCCGCGGAGGUCUUCGGGAACAUCAUGACCGAGUUCAACUACCCAGAGUGCACGACGUCCGUCAUCACCGCGCUCGCGAUCUUCCGGAAGCACUACCCGCACUACCGCGCGGCGGACAUCGCGCGCACGAUCGCGAAGGCGGUCGACUAUCUGCACCGGGCGCAGCGCCCCGAGGGCGGCUGGUUCGGCUCGUGGGGCAUCUGCUUCACGUACGCGACGCAGUUCGCGCUCGAGAGCCUCGCGCUCGUAGGGGAGACGUACGCGAGCAGCGCGCACGCGCGCAGGGCGUGCGACUUCCUCGUCGGCAAGCAGCGCGCGGACGGCGGGUGGGGCGAAAGCUACAAGUCGUGCGAGUCGCUCGAGUGGGUGGAGCACAAGGACACGCAGGUCGUGCAGACGUGCUGGGCGGCGAUGGCGCUCAUGUACGCGAAGUACCCGCACCCGGAGCCGAUCGAGCGCGCGGUCAAGCUCGUCAUGUCUCGACAGCGGCCGGACGGCUCGUGGCCGCAAGAGGCGAUCGAGGGCGUGUUCAACAAGAAUGUCGCGAUAUCGUACCCGAACUUCAAGUUCGAGUUCACUAUCUGGAUGCUCGGGCGCGCGCAUCAUUACCUUGAGGAGCUCCGUUCGAGGAAGUGAAGGAGAAAAUUCGCGAGGGCGUCGGAGUCUUCCGGCAAUUCAUGCUCGCAUCUGUGUGUGGAGUAUAUACGCUGAUUUAAAUCCAUGUUGAGCCCGGUGUUACAUGAACAUCCCACCCAACACUAAACCUCUAGUCGGCACACCCUUCUCCUCCUUCUCCAUAUCCUCGCUACUGGUUUCCAAAGACGCGACGACGGCGCACAGCUCAGCAAAGCCGUAGAUGAUACACUUCAAUGAAAGGACUCCAACGACGACGCCGCCCACGGCGAGUGCCGCGAAGCGGCCGAGCUCCAGCCAGUAGUUCUCCGGGGAGUCAAGGAUGCGGUGGACGUACGAGCCUUCCUGCACAGCGAUCACCGCGACGGCGAAGACGGUGGCGAGGACGACCACGGGCCAGAGGUACGAGAACAGGCGGUCCUGGCUGAGCUCCGGGUCCGCUUGCAUGCGGCGGAUGACCGCCUGCAGGUCCUCGAGCGGGGGGGCGACCGCGUCGUACCAGUCCGACGCCUCUUCGCGGAUGGCUACGCGGGUGAGGCGGGGUGGCGCGGACUCGCCGCCCUCGUGUUCGUGUUUGCGGACGCGGCGGCGUUGUGUGGUGGUUGGGUUGGUGGUGAUGAGUGCGGAGUACUCCGCGACGGCGUUGUGACGCUGGAUGAGGCCUGGCAUGGAGGUGUGUGUGUGCUGGUGGUGAUCGCAGCGGCGAUGAGUAGGUGGGGUGGUACAGAGGUGUUGGUGAGGUUGAGAGUGUGGUCUCGACUACUGAUGCGGUGUAAUGGUGGGAUGUUCUGCCUGACCAGUCAGACGGAAGGACUUGUGAUAUGUGGGGGAUUUUGGAUUGAGAUGCGUUGGCCUUUUAUACCUCUCAGGGAGGGCGCAUCUACACGUUUGGGGUGGGCGGGAGUCCUCAAACUGCCGCAGACCCAUCGGGCCAGUAUUUGUUCAAGGCCCGACGAACUAGCACCGCUUGUUCUGUGGAACAGUCGGCUCUGAUAGUAUGUUGUGGUGUGUCGGUCCAAAUCAAUAUCCACUACGCUGGAGAUUUC